CAUUGCUGGCAGCUACAGGUACGCGCACACAAGCCCGGGACCACAACACACUGAGAUCAUCAGCAGAAGACCCCGUCUAAUCACCUUCAAACUCUCCAUCCCGCUGCGUGGAAGUGAAUGUGUAGUAUUGGACUAUGAUGAAUCAUUUUUGGUAGAAGCCGAAGCUGUUCAGUCAAGUCUAGUCCAACCACAUGCUAUUUGUCUUCAUCUGCAAAGGUCCAGCUAUGCUGAUCCGAUUGGAGACAUCAGCGUUCCUGCUCCUCUUGAUAGCUGCUCCAGUCCGCCUCCAGGACGAAUGUGUGGGGAAUUCAUGUUAUCCUAACCUCGGUGACCUCAUGGUGGGCCGCGCCGGCCAGCUCAAGGCUUCUUCAACCUGUGGACUCUACAGACCACAAAACUAUUGCAUCCUGGGAUACCUAGAGAAUCAGCGCAAGUGCUUCAUCUGUGACACCAGGAGCCCCUACAAUCUCCACCACAAUCCCAACAGCCACCGCGUAGAGAACAUCAUCACCACCUUCCAACCUGAACGCAAGAUGAGCUGGUGGCAGUCCGAGAAUGGUGUGCAUGAAGUCAGCAUUCAGUUGGAUCUGGAAUCAGUGUUUCAGUUUAGUCAUCUGAUAUUGACGUUCAAGAGUUUUCGGCCUGCUGCCAUGUUGGUCGAGAGGUCGAAAGACUUCGGGAGAACCUGGAAGGUUUUCCGUUACUUUGCGGAGGACUGUGCCAACUCUUUCACCGGUGUCUCUGAGGGGCUAGCAGACAGUAUUGAUGACCUUAUCUGUGAUAGUCGCUACUCUGGGGCAGAGCCGUCCACCGAUGGAGAGGUGGUGUUGAAAGCCUUGGAUCCCAGUUUUGACAUCCAUGAUCCUUACGACCCUACUAUACAAGAGCUGAUCACCCUGACGAACCUGCGAGUAAACUUUACCCGUUUGAUCACCCUGGGCGACACGCUGCUCACGCGACGGAGGAGGAACCCACAGGAUAAGUACUAUUAUGCCCUCUAUGAGAUGGUGGUUCGGGGGAGCUGCUUCUGCAAUGGCCACGCUAGUCAGUGCAUUCCCGUGGAUGGCACACGUGGAGAUACCUUUAGUGAGCCUGGCAUGGUACAUGCUAAAUGUGUUUGCCAACACAACACUGCAGGGUUCAACUGUGAGCGCUGUCAAGACUUCUACCAUGACGCCCCCUGGAGGCCAGGUGGAAAAACAGACUCGGAUGUUUGCAGAAGGUGUAACUGCCAUGGUCAUUCAGAGAAGUGUCACUUUGACUUAGCAUGCUAUCUGGCCACUGGUGGGGUUAGUGGUGGUGUGUGUGAUGACUGCAGGAACAACCGUGCUGGACCCCAGUGUGAUCUGUGUGGGCCAUAUUACUACCAGGACCCUCAACGCUCUAUGGACGACCCCAAUGCCUGUAUACCUUGUGAAUGUAAUCCUGAUGGCUCAGUGGACCGUGGUCUGUGUGAUCCAGUGACUGGCCAGUGUGUGUGUAAACAGAAUGUUGAAGGAGAGCGCUGUGACCGCUGCAAGUUUGGGUUCUACGGGUUCAGCCGGGACGACCCUAGUGGCUGUCAGUUGUGUAGGUGUAAUUUCAUGGGAACUAUACGCACUGGCAACCCUUGUGAUCAAACAACUGGAACAUGCAUCUGCGAGCCAUUUGCUUUCGGCCCACAGUGCGACCAGUGUCUGCCAGGUUAUUGGGGUCUGGGAAACACAGUCUAUGGCUGCUUACCCUGCGACUGUGACAUUGGAGGGGCAUUGAGAACCGAAUGUUCCUCAGUGGAUGGCCAGUGUGAAUGCAGGCCUAACAUGGUAGGCCCCAAAUGCAGUGAGCCGGUCCUUGGAUAUUUCCUGGCCCCGCUUGAUUUCUAUAUCUAUGAGGCUGAACAUGCAGCACCUCGGAUGGCAAUUUCUCCAUUUAUACAAGCCCCUCCAUUGGUCUACCCCCUGGAACAGAUACCUGUACGACCAACCAAGCUCCCUCUCUGCCCCUCUGCCCCAAAACCCUCCCCAACACCUUAUGAAGAACCUGAACCCCCAACGGUGAAGCCGUCUCCGACCCGAUUCAACCCCCAUGUCACACUACCCAUCUGUGAGCACUACUACAGACAGAGAGGUUAUGACUUCAAGAUCAGUAAUGGCAGGGUUGUGGUGGUAAAGCGUGAGAAGCGGCGAACUCGAAGACGAAGACAAGGCCAGAGGACAAUCCCCUUUGAACCAGGCUCACCUCUUCAGGUCAUCCUGCAACAGCGCACCCCAGAUCAGCCCAUCACUUGGACUGGACUGGGUUUUGUGCGAGUUCAGGAUGGGGCUGGACUUAGAUUUAAUGUCAGCAAUAUACCAGCUACUCUUGACUACUAUGUAGUUGUCCGCUAUGAACCAGAGUCCACCGAUGAUUGGACAGCUUUUGUGAACGUUGUAUCUUUUGGAUCAGGGGAUAGACGUUGCCUGAAUGACCCGUUUGAUAAAAUGUUUACUCUUCCAGCCUUUGGAAGGACAGCCACACUGGAUCUUCCAAUAUGCCUCAGUGAUGGUAAUAAAUACCAUGUGGACAUUACUUUUAGAAAGAAGCCCAGUGCCGACCCUCAGAUCAGCUCAUACAUCCUGAUUGACUCUAUGGGCCUCAUUCCCAAAGUGGACUCACUCCCAAACUUCUGCAUACAGUCAUAUCUAGCUCAGUUUCAGCAAUACCGUUGUAUUGAGUUGGGUGCACAGGCAGGACAGCACACCCUUCCUGAAGUAUGUGAGAAACUUAUUGGAAGUAUGUCAGCUUUCAUUCACAAUGGUGCAGUGUCUUGCAACUGUCAUCAUGUUGGAGCGUAUGGCUCAUCUUGCAGUAAAUUCGGUGGACAGUGUCAAUGCAAACCCAACGUUAUUGGUCGGUGCUGUGAUUCCUGUACUCCUCUGACAUAUGGGCAUGGGCCAGGUGGCUGCUCACCAUGUGACUGUGAUCCGUCUGGCUCUACCGCUGAGCUUUGUGACCAGACAACUGGUCAAUGCUCGUGUCGAGAAGGAGUAACUGCUCGUAGAUGUGAUAAAUGUUACCCUGGCUACUACGGUUUUCCCCUGUGCAGACGUUGCCAAUGCAACGGGUUGGCUGACAUCUGUGACCUGGUCACUGGAGACUGUCUGGACUGCAGGGAACACUCCGCUGGACCCCACUGUGAAAGGUGUAAGGAUGGUUAUGUUGGUGACCCUGUUUCUGGGAAGCCAUGUGAGCCAUGCUUAUGUCCAGAUGUGAACGGAAGUGGGCGCUUCUUUGCCAUUUCUUGCAACAAAGAUCCAUACUCUGGAGCUCCAUACUGUGAAUGUCUGCCUGGACAUACAGGCCUAAACUGUGACUCCUGCUCUCCUGGUUACUACGGUGAUCUGAGGUUGCCCGGCGGCCAAUGUGAGGAGUGUUGUUGCAACAAUAACAUUGAUCCUCGUGACGGUGAAGCAUGCGAUGCUGUAACUGGCGAAUGUUUGCGGUGCUUACACAACACAGAGGGGCCGCGCUGUCAGAGCUGCAAACGUGGAUACUAUGGCAAUGCGCUCACUCAAGACUGCAAAGAGUGUUCUUGUGACCGGAGGGGCACAGAUGACACAAAGUGUCCAGCUGGAAGCCCCUGUUUCUGUGACCAGGAAACUGGCCAGUGCCCAUGUCGCACAGGUGUCAAGGGAACCCUAUGUAAUGAGUGUGAGGAUGGAUACUGGAACCUGGAUGGGGAGUCUGGGUGCCAGCCAUGUAAUUGUGAUCCAGAACAUGCUCUCAACUACAUCUGUGACAAGAUCACAGGCCAGUGUUUCUGCCAGCCAGAGUAUGGAGGCAGAAAAUGUGAUGAGUGUGGGCCGAAUCACUUUGGAAACCCAGAUAUACAGUGCAUGUCUUGUGACUGUAACAUGGAGGGGACCAUUUAUCCAGCUUGUGACCCUUACACGGGUGAGUGUUUGUGUAAGCCAGGGGUGAUUGGCCUUUUCUGUGAUGACUGCGCCCCAGGUCAUGACACAAACUUUCCUGCCUGUGAACCCUGCCAUGCCUGCUACCACCUCUGGGAGAAAAUUGUCUCAGAUGUUAGACUAGAUAUUGAGAGGAUAGAAACUAAAAGGCCAUGUCCUGAAGACGAUCGGCCUAUAUCUGAACUACAAAACUUAAGGAAUUUGUUGGAGAAGCUGCAGAGUCUGGCUAACAUGACUGCCAAGGAUGAGCUAAAAAAACUAGAGGAGCUCUUGGCACGCAUUAGGAACGAAACAGAGACCAUUGACCCAAACAUAAUCAUUAUUGAUCCAACCAUACUGCUCAACACUGACAUCGACAAUAUCCGACUUGAGUUCAACAGACUCUUGAAGAAUCUCAGGGAGAAGACAAAAGAGAUUCCAGCGACAGAUGUAAAAGCUAUUAAUGAUAUUUUAAAUAAGAUCAAAAAGCUCUAUGAAGAAUUCACUGACAGUGAGAAGAAAGUGGAAGCAGCUAAAAAGGCCCAAGAAGCCUCCAGGAAGACGAGAGAGAAUGUUACAUUGGAACUUUCAAAGUGUCGUAUAGGAGAAAUGGAAAAGCUGGAGAGGAAAGCGAAAGCUCUGAAUGUUGCCAGCCUCAACGAGGAGGUCUGUGGGGCUCCAGGCGAUGCAGAAUGUGAGAAGGCAAAAUGUGGUGGAGCUUCAUGUGGGAUAUGCGGGGGUCCUGCCUGUACAGGGAGUUUACCCAUCAGCCUCAAUGCCUCCAAACUGGCAGAGAUGACCGAGAAGAACAUUACUGAUCUGCGCAGUAAACUCAAGGAAGCUGAUGCUAAGCUCAUGGGCACCUCAAAAAUGACUAAUUACAUCAAAGAUCAAGCUGAGGACCUGAUGAAUAAAAUUAAUCAGACUAAGAACAAAUAUGAGAAGGAAAAGAUUGACACCAAGAACCUCAUAGAGAAGCUCAAGAACUACUUGAGAGACGAGCUGGUGAAGCCAGAGGACAUUGAGAAACUGGCCAAUGCUGUGUUGUCCAUUCAGCUGCCCAAAUCCCCUGAUGAGAUCAAGGACAUGAUAGAGGACAUCAAGAGGAUCCUGGCAAACGUCACAGACUUCGACAAUGAUCUAGAGCACUUGGAAAAACAAGCCAGAAUUGCUGAAGACAUGAAGGAGAGGGCCCAAGAAAUCUUGAACCGAACCAAGGCUAUCAAUGUGAGGGAGAUAGAGAAAGCACUCAAUGAUACAGCAAAGCUCAAUGACAAGAUAGUCUAUGAUCUGGAUGAGGCUGAAGAAAACAAUGACAUUAUCAGGGGGAAAGUUAAUGAGACUGAACCUAAACUAAAAAAUAUUGAGGAUAAUUUGGAUUCGACUCGUGCCAAAAAGUUACUGGAUGAAAUCAAAGCCUUGAAGGAUAAGACGGAGAUGAACAGAGCUCAGGGGAAGGAGGCCAAAGAUGCUGCCAAUGCAGUGCUUGACAGUGCCAAAAACACCGAAAAGGAUCUUGAGGAACUGAAAGAGCAGUUUGAAAAGUUAAAACUGAAUAGCACAAACCAGAAUGUUAAUGAAGAGGCUAACGAACGUCUGAAGAACAUCACAAUAGAGGCAGAAACACUGGCUAAAAAUGUGGAAGAUAAAAUUAAGGAAAUUGAAGAAUUGGAGAAAAGGAUUCUGGUUGCAGCUGAAAGAAAAGAGGAAAGGAUAAAAGAUUUGGAGGCACUCCAGAAGGAGGCAGAUGACUUGAGGAACUUUAUUGUUGACAAAGUGGAUAAAUACAAUCUGUGCUCCACUUAAGCCUGCAAGGGCUUCCCUUCCUCAAAUUUAGAGGAAGCAUUUUCAGUGUUUGCCAUGGGAAAAUUCUGAAGGCAACGCAAGGCAAAACGGUCUUGGACUAGGUUUACAGAAUAAGUGCAGUCCUUUUAUCCUGGUUCUUUGUGGGCUUGCUGAUUUUUUUGUUUACAAUCUAGAGCUAUGAACUGGUUCUCAUCAAGCCCCAGAAAUACUUAAUGACCAUAUUCUGGUUCUGUUCAGUUUUUUUUAUUUGUUUUGUAUUUAUAGUAUAUUUUUAGCAAAUGAUGGGCCAAGUUUGAGAAUCUUAUAUAGGUAAUGUAUAACCCUGACUGUCCACAAGAGGUCGCAAGAGUAAAAUUUAAAAUGUCGCCUAUCACACAAACUAUGCAGCAUUGUUUCCUGCACUGCUUGAAUCUAUAGUGCCACAGCAAAACCAAUCAUAUUUUACUCAAGUUAUUUGCUUGAUGAAUUGAAAAAGAUGAGAUAAAAAGAAUGUGUGCUGCAAACCAAUGACAAAAUUUAUUUUUAUUGAGUUGUUCUCACUGAUUCACAGUGAUUCUUAUAAGCCACGUUUUCAAAUGAAUCAUUCAAAAAGACUUUGAUGAAUUUCGUUUGAAUCAGACUGACGAAAAUCAGAGAUGCAACUUCAAUUACUGUUUAUUCAAUUCUGUUUAGCUCAUUCCAAAUUGGCUUAUGUCUGAGCUAUUUAGGCAUAUUCCUCUAAGUCUCCUCCAAAAGUAUUUAAAUUUUUUUGGUUCAUGGAUAAGUAAUUCAAACCUCUUGAUUAAAAACCUACUUCAGCAUUACUUCCAGAAUUGAGCUCAACAGCUGCUCCAUGUGCAUUAAGAUAAGACAGUCAGGUUUAGACGCCUGCUGCUUGUGGAAUGUGCUCGUUUGUCUCUCGCAGGAGGUGGAGGGUCUGUGCUUUUGUCCUACGGUGUUAACAACCUCUCCGUAGACUAUUCAAUUGCAAAACCAAAGGUAAAGCCCCACUGAUGUGAUUUCUUUGGUCUGUCUGAGUGGAUCUUCCCACCUUUUUAACUACUUUAUUGUUGUUCAGACACACUUUGUUUUGUCAGAGUUAAUUUCAUCUUCAUUGGGUGAAGAUAAAGGGAAAAAGUAAUGAAACAGAUGAUGUUUAAAAUGUUUUAAAACAAUUCUACCUGAUUGUUAAAAAUGACUUUUUAAAGUAACCUAAUGUAGUUGAUUGAAUCAGCCAUAUUAAGUAGUAUUUUUGACUUGAAUAAAAAAGGUAAUU
Molecule: messenger RNA, 6969 nt
Organism: Sinocyclocheilus rhinocerous
Lineage: Eukaryota; Metazoa; Chordata; Actinopteri; Cypriniformes; Cyprinidae
Gene: lamb4
Product: laminin, beta 4
Exons: 36
Coding region: 192-5714 (1840 amino acids)
Biological process (GO): animal organ morphogenesis; tissue development
Source: RefSeq, a predicted model, not a curated record